AGAGAUGUCGCAGCUCCGAGAAUUGCUGUGCUUCUUCUGCUUGGCCUGGGCCGCGCAGGGCAAAAGAUGUCUCGACCCUUAUCCCGUACAUAUCGUGGAUUCGCCCCCACCUCGCCCCUUCCCUAGCACGGCGGGGCUCAUCCAGGAAUCCACAGUCAUUGCCCAUGGAUACGUGGAGAGCAUCCAUGACCUGGCCGACGCUCGCCACAAGGAAGCAGAAAUCGUGGUCUUCAACGUGCUGUGUCUCGACCGCUGCAUCGACGAACUGAAGGUCAAAUUUGUGGAUGACGAUGACCACGGUGCGGGAGACGGGUUCCUGCACUGCCGGUUUACGAUGCACGACGAUUAUUACCUCUUCCUUCGGCGAGCUGGGAAUGAGUCUGCGUUCAGAAUACUGGCCGUGCUGCAUGGGGAUGAUUUUGAGAUGGAUUUGGCCGCGCGCUAUUUCAAAGCGUGCGCAACGACGCGGAUUCGACCAGACGACACCGGCACGUGGUACGAGACGGCGAGCGGCCUCGUGGUGGCCAAGGGGGACGACGUCCUACUCAGAUGCGAAGCGCCUCUCGUGGAUUCGCUUGUUGACUUCAACGGAUACCGCCUCACACUGGGCUUCUCCGGAGGCGAAGGGGACGCCCAAAGACGCCCACAAUCCCAGGUGAGCUUCCGGGCUGAGGCAAGACAGACCGUCACCUGCGCCGCCACCCUGCAGCGCGCACCGCAGGAGGUCCUUGGCCGCUCCGCUCUCGCCCUCGACGUCGUGGAUCCGCCGUACCUGAACCUGUCUACGGAAAGCCACGUGUUGACCUUGACCUACGAUGACCUGAGAGCGAACCCCGUGCUGUUGUGGCCCAUCAAGUUCAUGGGCUUUCCUGAGCCAGAGUUCCAGCUCAUUCGCCCCAAUGGCCAAGAGGUGCAACGGGGCAACUGCAGAGACCUCGCCGGCAACGCCACCUUCUGCCGCUCAGGGAGUCUGCCUCUGCCGCUCUCUCCUGGGGAGCUCGACCACGGCGUGUUCAGCCUCGUGGCCAGCGCCGGGCCGGAGCGCAGGAACGUUUCGCUCUUGCUCAACUUGACCGACCCAGAGCCCCCAAGCUGGCUGGCACAAGACCCGAGGAGGAACAGUUCCAUCAAGGUUCAUCUUGACCAGAUGAUCGACCUCAACUGUAGCGCUGAAGGAGUACCUCGGCCUGCGUACCUAUGGAAGAAGGACAGAGAGGUCGUGGCUUUGGAAGACGGUUUCGUGGAGGAAGACGAGACGGGCGCGGUGCUGACCCUGAGGAAGGUACGGGCCAAGGACGCCGGCUUGUACGUGUGCUCGGUGCAGAACCGGGCGGGGUUCCUGCUCACGCACUUCGACCUCAAGGUUCUGGACGAGCCGAACGACGCAGCCAUCCUCUGGACCGGCGCCGUGCUCGGGUCGGCCGUUCUGCUCAGCGCGGUUUGGAUCGUCUACAGCAGAGGCAGAAUAUGGCUCUUCUCCAGGAAAUACAAUCUCGAGGCGAAGAAAGAGUGGGAGGCCGGAAACCCCAGCGCCUUGACCUCUGACCUGAGUCUUCAAGAGCAGGCGGAUCUCCUUCCAUAUAAGGGCAAGUUCGAAGUAUCGAGGAACAACAUAAUCUUUGACAAGCUCCUGGGCUGCGGUGCCUUCGGGCGCGUCUACCGAGCACAGCUGGAGAUACCGGACACGGGCGCCCCCCCUGCCACAGUGGCCGUCAAGAUGGUGAAAUCCCGCAAGGACAAAGUGCAACUGAACGCCUUGCAAUCGGAGCUCAAGAUCCUCAUCCACAUCGGGCAACAUGUCAACAUCGUCAACCUGGUGGCCGCUUGCACCAAGAACCUGCACACGAGGGGGGAGCUGAUGAUCCUCGUUGAAUACUGCCGAUUCGGGAACAUUCUGGACUUCAUGAGGAGGAACCACAGGACCUUCGUGAACCAGCUCGACCCGGAGACAGACACCAUCAACCCGUGCGUGGCGAGGCUGCCGCAGGAGAACUUCAGGAACUCCGUCUCCGACAUCGUGUACAUCAGCGAGGGCCGCGUCGCCUUCCAGAAGAUCGACAGCAACGCCACCUGUCCUGGCAUCUUCCCGACGUCUCGCGAGGUGCUUCUGGGCAGCACGCAGCAGUCCCAGGCUUUCACCAACGUCGACUCCGAGAUGAGUACUGUGACGCUGAUCAGUGACACGCACAACAUGGAGGCCCCCAGCGCCCCGUCCGACCCCGAGGAGAGAGACAAGCCCCUGUGUUCCCGAGAUCUCCUGUGCUGGGCCUUCCAGGUGGCGCGGGGCAUGGAGUACCUCGCGUUCAAGAAGGUGCUGCACGGCGAUCUGGCCGCGAGAAACAUCCUGCUGUGCGAGAAGAACGUCGUCAAGAUCAGCGACUUCGGACUCGCCAAGGACAUCUACAAGGACGAGAAUUACAGGAAGAGCAAGAACGCGCCACUGCCGGUGAAGUGGAUGUCCGUGGAAGCGCUCCGGGAUGGAAUCUUCUCGACGCAGAGUGACGUGUGGGCCUUCGGAGUUGUCGUGUGGGAGAUGUUCAGCCUCGGGCGGACCCCCUUCCCCGGCAUCUCCGUCGACGAGAAUUUUGUGAAGAAGCUGGAGUCGGGGUUGAGGAUGGAGCGGCCACGGUUCGCCACGGGGGACUUAUACAAGGUCAUGCACGACUGCUGGAGGACUAAGCCCGAGGGACGGCCCUCCUUCGGGGAGUUGGAGAAGACCUUGAGCCGGAUGCUGAGCGAAGGGGACAGGGCGUAUCUGGACAAGAUCCAGGAGCCCUACAACGAGGAGGACGCGGCCGGGGACGAAGGCCACAGUUUCUACAUGGACAUGGCGUGCAAGCCCACACGCUGCGACCCCGUGCAACAGGAAUCCCCCGCGUCUCCCGAAGUCGGUUCCUCGGCUGUAGACACCCCUCAAAGCACAACUCCGGCCGCCUCGUCCACGCUGCAGCCGCCUUCGACGUCCUCGGGUCUCCGCCCUUCGACGCCCGCGAGUCUUGAGCCCUCGACGGAUGCGAAGAAAGGCUACGUGGUCCUGGCGUCGCUGGGUCGCCUCCUGGGCCAGAGGGAGGCGGGCAGCCCUUUCGAGGAGGAGGGCCCCGUCUACAAGAACAUCGAGGGCGCCAGAGACAGGCAGGAGCUCGGCCAGGAUGAGUGUGUGAAUGUGGAAGACCUUUUCCAUUCGGAUUAGCCUUUUCUUGCACAGUUGCGUUGGCUUUUUUUUUUUUUUAGUUUCCUUUCGACUUAUUUUUAUCUUAUCUCUCACUGAAAACUUUGAACAAAAAUUGCAAUAGAUAAUAGGUAGAAAGAUCCAGGGGCGGUUCUCACGAAGGGUCUUUGCGAUUUCGUCUAUGGUUUGCCACUUUGCCACGUGUCAAAAUUAAUGCUAGUUACAGAACAAACAUUUAAAUCAUUGCAGACCCUAUUUUGAUAUUCUGUUGUGAUAGGUAAAUAUGACAAUAAAUCUUGCUUAUAUCAUAAUCUUGCACAGUUAGUAUGUUUAAAUGUGACCUGGCAUCCCUACGCGUAUUGUCAUUGCAUCGGUUGUAAAGACGAGCAGCGUUAUUUUGUAUGCUUAAGAAAAGGCAGCAUGAGAUAUGUAGGAGACGGCUCAAUUAAAUAUUAAUAAUCUAUCAAAAGUGACCUCGAAGCUUUUACUUAUUAUUUCCAAAGGGGAAUAGUGUGCAAGUGAGGAAAAUUUGCAUAAGGAUAAAUUAAAGACAGUCCUUCCAUGUAAAGACAAAAUUAACGAGAAAAUAUUAGUGAAAUAGAAAUGAGUAAAUUAACGAUAGACAAUAUAUCAAAAAGGGCUUCCAAGUUUUUCUAUCAUAUUCGAUGCAGAAUUAUCUUUAAAGACAGUCCUUCCGCACGUGGAACAC
This is a messenger RNA of Penaeus vannamei (Pacific white shrimp), 3878 nucleotides long. Its product is annotated as vascular endothelial growth factor receptor 3. NCBI's taxonomy places the organism in Eukaryota, Metazoa, Arthropoda, Malacostraca, Decapoda, Penaeidae. Gene Ontology annotation, cellular component: signaling receptor complex; plasma membrane. Gene Ontology annotation, molecular function: transmembrane receptor protein tyrosine kinase activity; ATP binding. The record is from RefSeq and is a predicted model, not a curated record. Gene Ontology annotation, biological process: positive regulation of kinase activity; protein phosphorylation; multicellular organism development.